This is a messenger RNA of Rana temporaria (common frog), 2437 nucleotides long. RefSeq names its product mucolipin TRP cation channel 3 (gene MCOLN3). Gene Ontology annotation, cellular component: plasma membrane; lysosomal membrane. The record is from RefSeq and is a predicted model, not a curated record. The transcript has 15 exons. Bases 263 to 1927 code for a protein of 554 amino acids. Gene Ontology annotation, molecular function: NAADP-sensitive calcium-release channel activity. NCBI's taxonomy places the organism in Eukaryota, Metazoa, Chordata, Amphibia, Anura, Ranidae.
CCAUGGAUGCAGCAGAGCUAGCAGACGGUCACGUGACGGAGAAUCUGACAGAGAUGCGCCAACCUGAGAGAGCAGAAGACAGAGAGAGGAGCCUCACUGGAGCAGGGGAGUGUAGGACAUUAGAGGGGCCCUCCCAGUCCCCCGCAGAGCCCAGGAUGUAGAAAUAAUAAUUCAUGAGCUCCUGGGACAACCAAUCCGAGUGCGAUGAUCUCCGUCUGGGGUAACUGAGGAGAGGAGCAUCUGGGGAGAAGUGCCGGUCGCAAUGGAGAGCCCGGAACGAACAGUGAAAGCUUCUGCUUCAGUGGAAGAACAUGAGAGUCCAUACAUGAGCAAGACCUGCUCCAUGUCUGAGGAGCUCCUAAUGGAAGACCAACUGAGGAGAAAGCUCAAAUUCUUUUUCAUGAACCCCUGUGAAAAAUUUCGUGCCCGGGGCCGCAAGCCAUGGAAGCUAUGUAUUCAGAUAUUAAAAAUAGCACUGAUAACCAUUCAGUUGGUGCUGUUUGGACUCAGCAAUCAGUUGGUCGUUACCUUCAAGGAGGAGAACACAAUCGCGUUCAAGCACUUGUUUCUGAAAGAUUACAAGGAUGCCAGAGUUGACACUUAUGCAGUCUAUCAACAGGAAGAUGUUUAUGAUCACAUCACUUUCACUAUUAAAAGAUACCUGGAGCUCAGAAAUAUCUCUGUUGGCAAUCAUGCCUAUGAUACUGGAGAUGAAGGAAGACAUGGAAUGACUGUCUGCCAGUAUUUCUAUAAGCAGGGCAGCAUCUUCCCCGGAAAUGAAACCUUUGAUAUUGACCCCAAGAUUGAGGAAGAGUGCUUUGUUGUGGAACCAAUGACCCCGAUAAAUGAUCUCGUUCUUCAUGGGAACUUAUGGAACCUAACUCUGGACUUUUAUCGACUUUUAACAGUGGAGAUCAUGUUUAAGCUAAAAGCUAUCAACUUGCAGACCAUCCGUCACCAUGAGCUGCCUGACUGCUACGACUUUACAGUGACAAUAACGUUUGAUAAUAAAGCACACAGUGGACGGAUUAGAAUAACAUUGGAUAACGAUAUUAGCAUCCAGGAAUGCAGAGACUGGCACGUGUCUGGAUCCAUACAGAAGAAUACACAUUACAUGAUGAUAUUUGAUGCUAUUAUUAUCGUCACCUGUAUUUCCUCCUUAACCCUCUGCAUACGUUCUGUGGUUAAGGGAAUUCACCUUCAAAGAGAAUAUGUAAUGUAUGUUCAACAACGAUUGUCAAAGGCUGUGCCCUGGUCUGACCAAAUGGAGUUUGUCAAUGGCUGGUACAUUCUCAUUAUUGUGAGUGAUAUUUUAUCCAUCGUAGGUUCCAUUCUGAAGAUGGAGAUCCAGGCAAAGCAGAGCCUGGCAAGCUAUGAUGUGUGUAGCAUUCUCCUGGGGACAUCUACCAUGCUAGUAUGGCUUGGAGUUAUCCGUUAUUUAGGGUUCUUUCAGAAAUACAAUCUCUUGAUCCUUACUCUCAGAGCCGCACUUCCAAACGUGAUGCGCUUUUGCUGCUGUGCAGCCAUGAUCUACUUGGGCUACUGCUUCUGUGGCUGGAUUGUUCUGGGACCCUAUCACACCAAGUUCCGGUCUCUGGACAUGGUGUCCGAGUGUCUGUUCUCACUUAUAAAUGGCGAUGAUAUGUUCACUACAUUUUCCAUCAUGCAACAGAAGAGCUAUCUAGUGUGGCUGUUCAGCCGUGUCUACCUCUACUCCUUCAUCAGCCUAUUCAUCUAUAUGGUUCUCAGCCUUUUCAUCGCUCUGAUUACUGACACUUAUGAUACAAUUAAGAAUUACCAGAAAGAGGGAUUUCCAGAGACAGAACUUCACAACUUUAUCUCAGAAUGUAAAGACUUGCCGACAUCAGGCCGGUACAGGGAAGACAAUGACAUGACUGUAUCUCUUCUGUGCUGCUGUCAACGGUAGAAUGAAGCUGAAGUCAGAGAUGUAGAUGCAUCACAAGGAGAUGUAGAAUGGAUCUGACACAUUCCUGCCAGCAGUGAAAAGCCUGUUAUAUAUUAUCUGACAUUACAAGAGACUGCGUUUUAGUUCAAAGACUUGUGACCCUGCCUGAAUACGCAUCUUUUCGUAGAUUUAUAGGUCGAGCUGGGCUCUUUAGUUAGUUUACUUAUUUUAGAAUGUAUCUCAUUCAUAACUACCUGUGUGCGUUGGGCAGUCCUUGUCUGUUUGCAUCAUCUAUGUAACCUCAUAUUGUGAGGAUUGUAAAUAAUUCUACAAACCGUAGGAAAGGAAUAUCCAGCUCUAAUUCCAGUAGAAAGCCAGUUCAGGUGAGCUGUGCUAUCAUCCGUAUUGCUAUCCCAUCCAACAGUACUUGCACAAGAGAAGGCAAUAAAAAGCUUACAACAGCCUCUUUGCUCAACAGCUCUUUAGCAAUCCCUAGGUACUAGCUGUGCAAAAUAUAGACUGGAAAUCAAA